This is a messenger RNA of Paramecium octaurelia, 719 nucleotides long. Lineage: Eukaryota; Ciliophora; Oligohymenophorea; Peniculida; Parameciidae. The record is from the annotation of a GenBank genome assembly.
AUGAAAAAAAAUCAAAUAUUUUCUAAAAGUAUUAACAUCAUAAGAGAUCGUUAAUAAGAGUAUAAACCUUCCUAGCAUUCAGCAUCAAAAUCGAAAUAAGAAUCAGAUGAGGAGAAUGGAAAAAUGUAUUCCGCCUAAAUAAUGAAAAAGGAUAUCAGGAAAUAGGUAAUUAAAAUUCAGAACCAUGGUCAUCAAUAAUAUUCAGCCAACACAUAAUUGCAUCAAUAAUAACCAAAGAAGAAUGGUAUUUUGAAUAUUAGCAGAAAAGGUAUGUUGUUACCCUUCAUUGUAUUUUAGAUUAAUAAUAAUAACAUCCAAAAUCAAAAGGAUCAUUUCCAAUAUUCAUUAGAAAUAUAAGAGAAGGAUCCACUUAGAGUGAUUUAAAAUAAUUAAUAAAUGACGAUGCCAAUAUAUUGGGAGUCUAAGUAUAAUAAUCUAGUAAUUUAGAUUAAUGCUAAAUAAGCCACCAUCACAUUUUCGAAUUAAUAAUCUGCUGAUCAAGCAAUUGGUAUUUUCGUUUGAUUUAAUUUGCUUAGAACUUAUUAACAAUUAUAAAGAAAAAGGAUAUCAAAUGAGUGCUGUUCCAAACUAUUAACAAUCCGGAAAAGUCAUCGUAUUGGGAUAGUACUAAUCUGGAAGAGGAUUCAAAGAUGAGGGAAGACUUCGUAUGGAUGGCAAAGAAUCAAUUUUUGAUAGAUUACAAACAAAAUAAUCAUGAG